Messenger RNA from Diaporthe amygdali, 870 nucleotides. RefSeq lists its product as uncharacterized. The transcript is spliced from 5 exons. The coding region runs from base 1 to 870 and encodes 289 amino acids. The record is from RefSeq and is a predicted model, not a curated record. Lineage: Eukaryota; Fungi; Ascomycota; Sordariomycetes; Diaporthales; Diaporthaceae.
AUGCCAUUCGCCCAACUCUCCCUCUCAUUCGUUGUUGGCCUGCUGCAGCUUCCAAGAUAUUUCGCCGAGGCCGUGCCUAUCGCGCAGUGCAGUGCCGUGCAGUGCCGUGCCGUACUUCCAGAGGACAUCACCCUGCAGGAAUUCCACGAUGCCCUCGCAAGAUAUGACCAGUUCAUCGCGGCCCUAUCUGUCUCCAAAGCCAAACCUGGCCAGAAGACUCUUGCAGAGCUAGAUCGAUAUCGUUACGUGGAGGCCCCUGCCAUGUUCGCCCCCACGAAAUCCAGCUGUACUAUGCAGCUAGGGAAUGUCAAAACUUUAGUCGAAUGGAAGCUCAAGCAUGGAAAGUUCCGGCCAACUCUCAUGAAACUCGUGUCCUCAAACGAGGAGUCGUUCGUCAAGGAUACCGCAACGAGUGCCCUGGACCUAUACAGCAAGGAAGCCGACGCAUCCGCAGCUAUUGAUGUGCUCACAAGACUGAAAGGCAUUGGUCCAGCCACCGCGUCUCUGCUGUUGGCUGUCCACGACCCCCAGAACGUCAUCUUCUUCGCGGACGAGGCCUUCUACUGGCUGUGCAACAAUGGGAAGAGAGGGCCCAUCAAGUACAAUGCCAAGGAGUAUAAAGAGCUUAACGAAAAUUCACAGAAGCUUGCCAAACGGCUCAGCGUCAAAGCAGUAGACGUGGAGCGAGUUGCUUACGUUCUCAUCAAUGAUGCCCCAUCAAGAACGCCACCCAAGCAACCGGCAGAUACCCCGAAGGACACAGCGGCGGCCGCCAAAACGACCUCGUCUGUGGCCACCAAGAGGAAGCAGGAGGGUGUCAUUGAAGCAUCUUCUGCAUCUCGUCGAUCAAAGCGGAGCAAGCGGACCUGA